AUGGGUAACUCGCAGCCUUCUCAAGAUCCUCAGAGCAAAGAAAAGAUCCCUGGCACCGACGACCCUCCAGCUCCGCAGUCUCUGUAUCCAAAUCUCCAGAAUGGCAUACCCGAGCAACCUCAAUUUGGGAGGCCUUCAAUGCCUGGGGCAUCGCCACAACCAUAUGCAAGAACACAGCCGCUCAUGCGACCUGGCACGAGUGCUAAUACAUCGGCUCCACGCCAGGUGAGCGCGAGUCAACAACAAGACAAAUAUUCAAACCUUUUCGUGUCGGCGAAGAGACCCGCGCAAAGACCGGAGCUACACAAACCUCAUGUUGUGGCAAAUCCUCUGCAAACACUCAAAGACAAUGCUGCGACCGCCGGACACCCUCCUAAACCCACCUCCUCUCGCCCUCCUCAAGAUGACGAUUUCUACGAGAUCCCUAAGCCUGUGAACUUCCCAACGUGGAAGCCAAAGCCAUUUGUUCCACCCACAUUUUCGUCUCAGCAGCCUCCAAAUCCAUACUUCCGAGCGACUGCGAUAGACAUUACUCAAGAAAACCCCGUCCUGACUCGUCCAGCACAACCCUUGAACAACUCUUUCUUCCGAGCAGAGCGAUACGAAACGACUGACCCGUACACAUACAUGAACUCUACUCAAGCCAGUGAAAGCAUCAAAGCUCUACUUGAAGGCGCAUUUGAAGACGAAGAGGAAAAACCGAGAACGAGGCGGAGAAAGAAGGAGCUGGACAAGAAGCUUGGUGAUUUGGCUGACAUGGUCAAAGAUAUGUCGGUUACCAGCGAAGACAAGAGUGAAUCAACCCAAGAGGAGGUGGAGGAAGAAGACGACGACGAUGGUGCCGUUCCGGGACUGAAAGUCAAGCUCUUGCCGCAUCAAAUUGACGGUGUUGACUGGAUGGUCAGCAAAGAAAUCGGCAAGAAUAGGACUUACGGUGGCAUCCUCGCCGACGACAUGGGUCUGGGAAAGACGAUACAAUCAAUCGCUCUCAUGCUUAGUAACCCAAAGCCCAGUGGUGAAGAGCCGGAGAAGAGCAAGCGCAAAUUACCUGAAGCUGUCACAAAAAGCACCCUUGUUGUUGCCCCGUUGGCAUUAAUCAGACAGUGGGAAGGGGAACUGAAAGAUCGCAUCGACGAAGACCAUGCUCUCAAAAUCUGUGUUCACCAUGGACCUCAGAGAACAAAAAGCUACAAGGAUUUAAAGAAGUACGAUGUCGUCAUCACAACUUACCAGACACUGUCAUCAGAGCAUGCCGGAUGUUCAGAACACCUCAAAGUCGGAUGUUUCGGUGUCCACUGGUAUAGGAUCAUCCUGGAUGAGGCGCACUCGAUCAAGAACCGUAAUGCAAAAGCUUCCAAGGCUGCUUGUGCUCUUGAUGCUGCAUACCGCUGGUGUUUGACUGGAACGCCGAUGCAGAACGGUCUCGACGAACUCCAAAGCCUCAUUCACUUUCUUCGUAUCAAGCCUUAUUGUGACCUGAAUGAAUGGCGUGAGAAUAUCACCAAACCCAUGAACAAUGGAAGAGGAGGUCUUGCAGUUAAGAGACUGAGACUCAUCCUAAAGAGCUUCAUGAAGCGAAGGACGAAGGAUAUUCUCAAACAGGAGCACUCUAAUGAAGGCGGUAAAGGAGUGGCAACCAAAGGAGGCAAAGGUCCCGGGUUCAAGAUCGUGGGACGAACCGUUCACAACGUCGAAGCCGACUUUACAGACCAAGAGCGAGAGUUCUAUAAACGCCUGGAGUCGAGAACGGAUCGAAGUCUGGAGAUGAUGAUGGCUGGGAACAAGAUGAGUUAUGCGUCGGCGUUGGUCCUGCUCAUGCGACUACGACAAGCGUGCAACCAUCCAAAGCUCACGGGCAGUGACUUGAGCACCGAGACUGAUGCAUCCAGUGGCAUGCAGACCCCCAGCCGCAGAAAGGGCAGUGCGGAAGAUGACAUGGACAGUAUUGCAAAUAUGCUUGGUGGCCUUAGUAUGGAGACCAAGAGAUGCGAUAUGUGUCAGAUCGAGUUGACGCCGAGAGAGGUCGCUAAAGGUGCCAUUCGAUGUGCUGAAUGCCAAGAAGAUUUGGAUAAGCAGACGGAUCAUGUGAAGGAGAUCAAAAAGACGAAGAAGGAGAAAAGACAGAAGCAAGAGCAAAAGACAGUCCGAAUUCAACGCAAGCAGGCAAGGCGCGUUGUGGAGGAUAGUGAUGACGACGAGGAUGAAGAUGGGAGAGAGGAAGACGACGAAGAAGAUUCGUCCUCUGUUGACGAUGAAGAAGACGACGAGGACGACGAAUACUCGUCAUCCGGCGACUCUAGCUCUUCGCAACCCGUGCUCCUUCAGUCCACCAAAAUCCGCCACCUCCUAUCCAUCCUGCGCGAAGACUCGCACACGCACAAAUACAUAGUCUUCUCCUUCUUUACAUCCAUGCUGGAUCUGAUCGAGCCAUUCCUCCGCUCCCAUCGCAUCCACUACGUCCGGUACGACGGGAAAAUGCGCAACGACGCACGCGAGGCUUCCCUCAAUGCCCUACGCACCGACCCUGCGACACGUGUCCUGCUCUGCUCCCUCCGCGCGGGGAGCUUGGGACUAAAUCUGACCGCGGCGUCGAGGGUGGUGAUUCUGGAGCCCUUCUGGAACCCCUUUGUGGAAGAACAGGCGAUAGAUCGGGUUCAUCGACUGAACCAGACUCAAGACGUCAAAGUAUUCAAAAUCACCAUCAAGGGUACAGUGGAGGAACGAAUUCUAGAGCUCCAGGAGAAGAAGCGCGAACUUGCCAAGGCGACGAUCGAAGGUCAGGCCCAGGGCAAGAAGGGCGCAAUGAGACUGAACAUGCAGGAUAUGUUGAAGCUCUUUGGUCGCGAGGCCGAGUCGGAACAUCCUGUCGACGUGGAGGGAGUUGGCAUGGGCAUGGGUAAAGGAAGAUCGAGGGGUUUACUGGAAGGGACUUCGAGUCGAGAUACGCCUCCGUCUUCAUCGUCCGAUCCAUCACAAUCACAGGCUACGGCUGGUCGAUAUGGAUCUACCACUACUGGUGGGAUGAGUGGCAGUGGCAGCGCAGGAGGCGAUCGACGGGAGAAAAUGCGUGUGAGUGGCGAUGGCAAGAAGAAAACAUGGAAGGAACAUGAAGUUUAUGGGCGGAGGUGGUGA
Molecule: messenger RNA, 3132 nt
Organism: Fonsecaea multimorphosa CBS 102226
Lineage: Eukaryota; Fungi; Ascomycota; Eurotiomycetes; Chaetothyriales; Herpotrichiellaceae
Exons: 1
Coding region: 1-3132 (1043 amino acids)
Cellular component (GO): cytoplasm
Molecular function (GO): ATP-dependent chromatin remodeler activity; ATP binding
Source: RefSeq, a predicted model, not a curated record